Molecule: messenger RNA, 9321 nt
Organism: Dermochelys coriacea (leatherback sea turtle)
Lineage: Eukaryota; Metazoa; Chordata; Testudines; Dermochelyidae
Exons: 9
Coding region: 2895-3749 (284 amino acids)
Biological process (GO): protein ubiquitination
Molecular function (GO): ubiquitin protein ligase activity
Source: RefSeq, a predicted model, not a curated record
CUGGAGGGCAGAAUAGGACUACAAGUCCCAGGGGGACGCAGGAGGGAGUGGGCUGGACGCCGCUUGAGGGCGGGGGGUACGAAAGGGAACCUGCUGGCGGAGGCUCUGGAGGUUCCUCACUCAGGUGUCUUGCUACAAUUAUUUGAGAUAUGAAUGAGAACCUAGCAGUACACCAUGUUAAAUUCCUCCUUCCUGAAUAAAAGUGUUUGUGGAAGAUCCAGUACUUCAGUAUGAACCUCUGAAAAAUUGCAACCACACAGUCUGCCAUACCAGAAACGUGCCCCUCUACAGCUGGAGUGAAAAUUCUGAGUGUCUCAAAUUUGUACCUUUAAACAAGACAUUUCUCAUUCCUGGGCAUGGCAAUGUCAUAUGUCCUUCUCCUAACUAGACUCAUAGCUGAAGUUACAAGCAAAUCCACUGAAAGUUUGGUUGUUACAGAGAGUGGAAUGAGGAUGGGAGUAGCAGUUGCAUUAAAUGCAAUAAUGAAACCACUCCUGUUGUGUCAACUUACAAUCUGACCGAUUGUAGAAAUACUGGUACCAGAGGAAUGAAUUUUCAAAUGAAUAUAAGUACCGUAACCCCCUUUCUACAGAAUAUAGAUAAAAAUGACAGACAACCUCCCGCUCACCUUUGGAAGCUGAAGUUCUGAUGUCAAAUGCCAAAACGGUGAUCAGUCUCUGUGCAUUCAGUGUAUUGAGGAGCUAGCGUGCCCUCACUGGGGAGGCGUGUGUGGGCAUGUGCGAGUCAAACACAAUCCCCCCAGGCAUUCAGCCACUGGAGCUAAGUCAAUCUGUUCUACACGUGUCAGUCACCCUGGGGCUGGUGGGGAAACCAAGGUAAACAAAGCAAUGCUUGAAAAUGUCAGCUGUGCACAACGGUUGGCAAUGGCUGGGUUGGGUUAAAAUCUUCCUGGCUUGUUUUUCUCUCAAAAGUCUUCAUCAGUUAAAGGCUUAGAAUAUUUGAAUGUUUACUUUCCUUCAAAGAUGGCAAAAGGGCCAGAUCCUCACCCGGUAUAAGCUGAUGUAGCUCUAUUGUCUUCAGUAAAGAGAUGCCAAUUUACACCUGCCAAUGAUCUGGCCCUGAGCUAAGCAGCAUCUGUUGCUUGGGUAUUUCAGGGGAUGCAUCGUGGUGGGCACUGGCACUAAGUUAUUCAUUUUAUUCCCACUUCAGCAAAGCUCUUAUACACAUGCUUAAGCCAUUCAGAGUUUUUUAAAUUGACUAAAAAUUACAAUCGGACCUAAAUACCUUUAAUAAGCAUCUGUUUUUUGUCUACGAUACACACUGGCUGCUCCCUGACAUGGCUGAUGUCUGAAAAGUACUAUGGACACAAACGUUAUACACAAAUCUCUGGAUGCUAUUGUUCAUGGCUCCCACUGCAUAGUUCGGAUGCCCCAAGGCAGGAGAUGAGUUGUAUAUCUGCUAAGUGGCUUAUCUGUUCAGUCCUCCCACUUUUAGUGUCAUCUGUACAUUCGACAUAGGCAAAAUCUCAAGUUAAACCUUUUAAAAAAAAAAAUGAUUGCAGGUUGACUUUAGGAGCCAUAUAUUAGGCCAGAUAAAAAGCACCUGUGGAAGAAUCAGGUAACUCCAGGUUUAACCCAAAAAACAAUUAAAUCCCACAUUUCUUAUUCCUAAAAUCCAUCCUUCUGGCCUUAGAGACAUAAAGAAUUUAACAGGGAUGAGGGAAGGGGUUGAUUUUCAAAGGUACAAAUUGAGUUAGGUGCCCAAUUCCUACUGAAAGUCAAUGGGCUUUAGCCAGCUCACGUGCCCCCAAACUGAGAAGACACUAUAGCACUCCACAGCAAUUAGUGCAAAACCCUAUAAUGCUUGAUAGAGAAUGAGAUUCUUUCGAAAGGAUUAUUUUGAGCUAUCCUAUAGAAUUAUCUAGCAAGCAUAGGCAUUUUAUAGAACAGUUCAGUGAACCUUCGGAGAGCUUAUCAUGCUCCGUUCGCUUCUAGCAGGGUACUUCCAUUAAAACAAAACCACUUUUUCAACCAGGAGCGAGGCGGGUGAAUGCCAAAGUAUCCCAUCUCUCACUGGAAGUCUGGGGACAGUCCCUUUCUUUCUUACAGAUCCAAAAUGAUUUCAAGUAAUUUGUCUUGAAUGAAGAAUCAGGAGAAAAAUAAUUCCCCUUCCUAAAAUUGCUGGAUUUACUAACACAGAGAAUAUUUUUUUCAUAAGGUCUGUUAUCCUCUGUGGUGGAAUUGUAAGCCAAGAUGAAUUUAACAUAAACUACUUAAAACUAGGCUAGACCAGAUUAGACAAAGUGCUAGACAAACAUACUAGAGAGAGGACAGGCUUGCACACACACAGUGGAGAAGAUAAGCAAAUCGGUGUUUCCCAUAAUCCGAUUCUAUAAACAGCAAAAUACUACACACAGUAAAUGAGCAGGUAUUGCUGUAACCCUAUUUCUCACCAAUGACCUUCCAACCUGCUUUGUUUGUCAAAAGAGAAACCACCCCCUAGUGGAAAUGUUCUUGCAGUCAAUGGAAUGAUUCACUUAUAAUUGGGAAAGCCAGGUGAUACAGGUAAGUCACCUCCAGACAGGAAGGUAUAAAAGACACCUGAAUAACAGAGGCAGGACACUCACACAUACACUGGGAGCAGCUGGAGAUCAUUCACCCUACCAGAUCAACCUCACCUGGAAGCUUAUCCACAAACUACCAGGAGACUUGGAUAUCAGAAGACAAGCAGACACGACUUAUGAAUAAGAAGAGCUGAGACUAAACACAUCCUCUGAGGAGGAGAGACAUCAGGGAUAGAAAUCUGGAGACAUAAUAUGCUUUUCACCUGCUAAACUGCACUCUGUACAGGCUUUUGCACAGGUGCCCACCACCGUAAUACCCGAGCGCCUCCCAGGUUAAUAGAUUGGCAUAGCAAAGUCCCUAGUUGACUUCAUGGAGUCUUCUGCUCUUCUCCUCCCUUCUCAGAUUAUGGGAAGCGGCACUUGGGGGUCGGUCAUGUCGUGCUUCCCCCAAAUGCGGCGCACCGAGACGCCAGAUUCCCCCACCAGCCCCGUUCCUGCCGCUCUGGAUGAAAUCCCCAUUCCUAUUAGCCCCAUCAUAGUCACCUCUCCCACCGACAGCAGGAAGCUCAGCUCCCCGACGUCCAGUCUUGCCUCCCCCAAACCGACCUCCCCCAUUGAGUGCUCCAUCUGCUUCAACACCUACGACAACAGCUUCAAGAUACCCAAGCUACUCCAGUGCUCACACGUCUUCUGUCUGGAGUGCGUGGCCCGCUUGACCUCAGCGCUGCCUGAGCCCCGGGUCGAGGACCAGCUGCCCUGCCCCCUCUGCAGGCAGCUCACAGAGAUUCCCAUUGAGGGCCCUCCAGCUCUCCAGACCAGCCAGGAGCUCCUGUCCACCCUGCCCCCUGAAUACCAACGGGAGAAGGUGGUGUGGAUGGAAGGCAGCAAGCUGUGCUGCAGGCAGUCAUCCCAGGACCCAGAAGAUCCCGAUGCAUGCAUCUGCCUCGACGUGGCCAUGAGCAAGCCCAAUCCCCCCAUGACGCCGACAGAGGGCAUGACUGGGAGACUGUCCCGCUGUGCCAUGUGCGAUGACUGGAAACGCAUCGUCCUCCUCUCGGCCCUGGUCAUCAUUCUGCUGUGCAUCAUUCUGUGGCCGGUGCAGUGUGCCCUGAAAACUGGGAACCUCCGCUGCUUCACAAGGACAGUUACUUUCACCAGGCCAAACUCUGUUCCGUUUACACAUACAACCCCGCCUGUGCCUGGGACCAGCCCACCCUCUCGCUAGUGCCUCCACCCCACUGAGCUAGGUCAAGCUGCUGCCUACUAGAUUUCACCAACAUACCUCACUGCCAAGCUGUAGCAGGCCCCUGUUCUCGGCCUACACACUGCUCCACCUAUGCACCUGAACCUACACGGUUAAUCCAGCCCCUUGCUUUCACACAGCUUUGCCAAUGCAAAGGCGGGGCGGGGGGGAGAAGAGAUUCGUGCAUAGCUGUAUAUUGAGCCACUGCUUCACCUAAAUCUCUAGCCAUCCGAAACACUGCACAGAUAACGGAGCCUUGAAGACUUGCACAAGGGCACGUUUCUACAACUGCUGCUUCCCGAGAAAGGCACAUGUGUGUCAAACUGCGGGGUUGUUGCUAUCAAGACACAGCUGUGAAUAGGCUUGGCCCUUUCAACUCACUGAUGGAAAGAAAGUGCUAAUGGAAGGGUUGUUUUCUUAAACUGACAACGCUGAAAACAGAUCUGGAUGUGAUUAUUUCUAAGGGAGAGAAAUCCAUCUGCCCUUGGAAAGAAGCAUGCUAAAGCUGUCUAUCUAUAAAGUGACUAUUUAAUUUUAUACAGUGUGCUUUAUUAAACAUUUCAAUUGUAUAUUGGUUAGUGUUAAAACUAUUGCUGGAAGUGUUAUUUACCUGCCUCUGCUUGAUAUUUGGGUUAGUACUAGCUUUUUACUCUGGUCAACAAAACAAGACUCAGCUCAGAAGACCAUGCUGAAGGUGUGAAAAGAAAAUUGUAAGUUUUCACCUCCCCUGACCAGGCACUUGUGCUUUAAAGUUUAGUAAUUUUUUGUGGAAUUGCCCACAAAUGAGGUUCUUAAAAAAAAAUACAAAUUUCUGCAUGUUUUUGUUGCAAACCAUCUCUGCUUAAUAUUUAGCUAGACCACUUUUUUUUUUUAAAUUCAAAAACUAACGGGACAGGAGGGAGUAGUUUUUCUUUAACAUGCAAAAACCCUAGCCCUCUCAGGGGUUACCAUUUCAGAAAGAAUUUUGCAUAGCUCAAUUUAAAAUAUAGUAGCCAACGUACAAGAGAAACUAGAUCGUUCUCCCAGACAUUAUACAAAUGUCAGUCUAGCUCCAUAACUUUAAUAUUGACACCUUUUAAAACCGCUAGGGUAAGAUACAGGGCAGUUGCUCCAACUGUGUGUUUAAUGGGAUGACUUCUGCAUUGCUCAAACAUGAGGGGCUCAGUGAACAAUAAGCCAUUGUUAAGAGUAAAGAGCUGAUAAUGCAGUUUAAGAGAAUUUAACAUAGCCAGCAUUAGAUGCAAGUGCUGUAAUGCUUUGUACAUUUUACACAGGGUUAACUUCUGCAGCCAGUGCCACCUAUGACUUUGCUCCUUCUAGGUGCUCUUUAGGGGUGCUAAGCUUAAAAUCCAGAUCAGAUGCUAAUUGCAUUUCCACAAAUUCUGCAUCAAUCCAGCACUUGUUGCCCAGCUGGAUACCAUAAGCCAAGAUAGAGACUCAGAAGUGCUCUAAAGUAAUAAAUGUUUAUGCUAAUCAGCAGCUUGCAACUACACUCCCCCACCCUCAGUGGCCCUGCUGCAGUCUCUCUGGUCAUAUUAUUGCAGCCACCUGAAUGAAGGGAGAAAGUUCAUUUUGUGUGCUGGCCAUCCUUUUCCUCUCUCCAGAUAGAAAAAAAACAAAGCCAGAUCCCCUGCUCAUCUCUCCUCUUGCCAUCAAAGCUGUAAAGAGGGAUUGGAAUAGGAUACCAUGCUGCAGCCAGUGGUGACGCAGGAGCUUUGCCAGGCAGGAUUGCAACAGGGUCCUGGCUGCUGCAACAGAUUCAAAAGGUUGACAAUUUAUAGCAAGCUUUAAAAGGCUGGUAUUGUCCAGCCCAGUUCACUUGCCAGUGGACCCAGGGCUUUUAACGCAGUGUCAACCAACCAUUUGGGUUGCCAGGGACUCUUGGGUGAUCUUGUCCAUCCCCCCAGCAGACUACCACUGAAGUCUCAGCAGUAGAGGCCAGAUGACAAAUGCCUGCAUAGCAUCAGAGGAGAAGGAAUGUGACAGGGGCCAGCCAGAGCUAGUUCCUUUGUCACUGUACAAACAUCUGACUGCCAUAUGCUCCCCAUACAUCCCUCUCCAAAUAAUGACCCAGGUGGAGCCUGUCAACCUGCCACAAUCACAUCCAUUCCCACUGAUUUACCUCACUGACUACAGUAUCCACACACAUCCAUCCCAUGUGCAGCCCUUUAAUACCCUUCACUUCCCUGCCUGCUGCCACACUUUACACAGGAGGGUUGGGACAGCUUUGGGAGAACUGGUAAUAGGCUACAGAGGUUCAUGCUGAAGCUGCUGGUUCAGAGCUAGCCCAAAAUUGUUUGGGCCACUUGAGAGGGACUCUGAUUGGGGUCUAAGAAGAGCAGGUUUUUGGGUAAGAGGCCUGGCACCUGCUGGCAUCGUACCUCCCUUCAAAUGCCCAUCGGUCACUUUCACAAGCAUUUCAAAUUUAAAUAGAAAAAACCUUUAGAAUAUUCAACAUUUAUUAAAAGUGCAAUAAAAAUAAACUGUUUUCUUGUCCCUGUGACAAACGACUGAAGACGCUGGCCAGUAAAUACAGCCCCGUUCCAUUGGUGUUCUUUGUUCAACCCCUACAGUGCUGGGAGAGCAGCUACUCCAGCACUGCAAGCUAAAGCCACUGCCCAGCACAUCCCUUAUGCCACACAGACAAGGAAGAAUGUUUCUUUUUUCCAUCAUCAGCUGCCCAAGACAGGCUCUCCUGGUUUCAGCCCUGACAUUCAGACCCUGGGCAAUGUCACGUAGCAAGGAGUCCGGCAGAAAAGGAGAUUCUUUGGCAGAGCGGUUUGCAGGCCCAGGGCUGCAAGAGCAGGAAGUGCUGCCAGUGAAAAAUCGAGAUGCGCAAACAGAGCCGGAAUAUUAACAUUCCAAAGCGUGCUCUUCUUCUUCGCGGUGCUAUACAAAUAUUAAUCAUUGCCCACAGGUCCCCUAUUUCGUAUGCAUAGCAUUAGGCUCAGCAGACAAAGAUGGGGAAAUGAACACAGGGCAUCCAGCAAGACAGCAACAGAGUCAGGAAGAGAACUCAGCAGAACUCUAAGCCCUAAUGUGCUGAUGGUACAUGGGAUGUUGCCCUCUGGUUGCUGAGGGCACAGAUAAGUUACCUCCCUACUGCUUUUACCACCAGCUACAGGAGAUCUCUUAGCUCCCAUGGCAGAGGCCCUGUGUUGGUGGAGAUGAGGGUUCUCACACUGGCUCCUCACUCAGAAACGGUGCAGCAUGGGGAUUUUGAUACCAGACAGACAAGUCCACUGCACCACACUGCUUCUCUGCACACUGCAAUAGUAGGGGUUGCUCCAGGGUCAGGAGCUAGGUGCUUGGGCGCUUAUGCAAUCUGCCAAAGCCUAGCACAGCAGAAAGGAGGUGCAUUUUCUAAAGGAAUGAGGGCAUUUACACAGCGGCUAUUUGCACUAUACCUAGGUCCAGUCCACGUGCCCAGUCCAUGUCUUCCAUGGCAGCGGAGUUAACCCAAGACUCUGUUUAAACACCUCUAGCUGAGAAACGACCGACCUCAUGAAGCAGUGAAGUGCAGCAACACCCCGGUGAUUGUCCUGAGCAAACAAAGCUCCUAAACAUGUUGUCAUUUUAUUUUAACUUUUUACAAAACCAAUUUCUUUAAAAAUUAAAUUAAUUUCUUUUGAACAAAAAAAAAAAAUUAAAACUGAGCUUUUACGCCCUACGAACAUCCAGAGGCACUUGCACAUAAAUAUCGGCCUAUGUGAAAAAGGGACUGGAAAAAGUCACUCCCGUGAAUAAGUUAGAUUGAGGCGUGUUCCUGAGGCAAGGACUCUGCCCUGCUCAGAUGCUUUCGGCAUUUUGGUUCCUCGCUGGAUCCAAGGUGCUUGAGGGGGUGUGGGGGCGCGAGGAUAGAGGGAGGCAGCGAUGACAGAACUUGACAAGUGUGGACGUAAACACUGUAAAUCCUAAGAUCCAAAACGAGAGGAGAGAGGUGGCGUCAGCUAUUAUGUAUAAGGGAGUCACACACACAUACGAGAAAGACGAUGUUCCCAUUACCCAAGUGUAUGUCUCUCUCACUGCAGGAUGCAAUUGGAGGGGUGACUGCAGCUCAAGCAGACAUACCUGCGUUAGCAGGACUAAAACCAGCAAUAUAGAUGUGGUGGCCCGGCUUUCAGCAACACAAGGAGGUACCCAGGGUUCUGGAUGCCUGCGCUGAAGUCCAUGUCUACUCGUGCUGCAAUGCCACCAGACUGCAGUGUAGACAAACCCUUGGAGUCUACACUAGGAAAACAAUCUCAGCUUGCACUGUGGGUCUCAUUCUAAGGCAGUUUUCAAAAAAAUUUUUUUUGAGUCUUGCCCCAUUUCUCCCCAGCCGGGCACUGCCCGGGAGCUGCACAAACAUUUUUAAGGUCUGUUAAACUGAUCCAGAACAUAGCUGGUUUUCCCUGGAUGGCGCCAUGCACUUCAUGUCGUCUAACAGGGACUAGAGCCAACAGAACCCUGGUGGGGUUUAGUGCCAACCUCAGAGAAUGAACGUACCUGUGCAGCCUCCAUCCAGCUCCCUUUCCAGCCCAUUUAUCUCCCUGCAUUAUUCAUCCCUGAAACCUUUGAGCUUUUGACGUUCAGGUUCUCGUAGACUGUGGCUGAGUCAUCAUCAUCAUCGACCCUGGAAAGAUACACAAAGCCUUGCCAUGAGUAACCUCCUUACUCUUGAUUCCUUCCUCAGAGCAGGUUGCCUGGAGGCCCUUGAACAGAAUUCCAAGCCUUCCCCCCGACAGCCUUGUAGAUGGCAAGACCAGGAAUUACCCCGAUGCCCGUUUACACCCAUACACUUCAUGCCUGCCGUCCCUCAGACAUUUAAUGUACACACAGACUGGGCCCUGAACAUUCAUCCAAGAUGCGAGCCUUUAUAUAUGCAUCCAACAUUGGGACGUGAUCUGAGUGAGAAUAUCACCCAUACUUCCUAUAUGUCUAAAGAUAGGGCGGAGUGAAAACGAUGGACUUUCUGGAAGGGGGAGGUGGAUAGGAACCUGGAUUCAGAUCUGAUUUUUGCAAACCAACCUUUUUGUUCAGAAUGGGUCCAACCAAAAUCCCAGAUCCAAGUAACCCUGAACUUCACUUGAAAUCCAGCCCAGACUUUGAGAAACAAUAAGAAAUACACAAUAUUCAGAAAGGAGGGAAUAGUUUUCUUUGGCUUUGUCCCACCUGUGAUCCCUCCCUACCUUCACCUUGAGAUUAAUUUAGAGUUUCAGAUUCAAAACACAGCCAAGACUCUAAGUGAAACCGCCAAGAUUUUGAAUAUUUAGACAGGUGCCAUCAGCCUAGCAGGGUCCAUCUUGGAUGAGUGAGUGGAGAUACUCAAACCCUGCCCCUCCCAUUCAGAAAUUCCAAGGCCAGAAGGAACCACUGUGACCCUCUUGUCUGAUCUUCUGCAUAGCACAGGUCAGAACUACCCCAAAGACAUUCCUUUUAAACUAGAAAAAAUCUCUUUAAAAUGGUGGUUUUCAACCUGCAGUCCAUGGACCCCUGGAAGUCCACAGACUAUGUCUAAGAUUUCCAAAGGGGCCGGCACCUGUGUUUGAAAUUUUUUUUAGGCGUCUGCAAA